Biomphalaria glabrata is the source of this 4310-nucleotide messenger RNA. Its product is annotated as probable G-protein coupled receptor 142. The transcript has 4 exons. Gene Ontology annotation, cellular component: plasma membrane. The record is from RefSeq and is a predicted model, not a curated record. Bases 1838 to 2986 code for a protein of 382 amino acids. Gene Ontology annotation, biological process: G protein-coupled receptor signaling pathway. Lineage: Eukaryota; Metazoa; Mollusca; Gastropoda; Planorbidae. Gene Ontology annotation, molecular function: G protein-coupled receptor activity.
UUCUGUAACAAGGGGAAGAGCACUCGCUUUACUGUACGCUUAGUUUUACCCAUUGUAAAAAAUUUUCUAGUCACGCGCGAUUCUUGAAUCAUUUAGGAGUGUAUUUGAAUAAUUAAAGAAUAUUUAUUUUAAAAAAAAUUAAAAAUGGACGUACGUUAUGAUAUCUCGUAACAAAAUUCAACAAUUCGUUUUUAGCACAUUUGGAAAAAUAUUUCUUUUGAAAGUUUGGAUAAUAAUAAAAUAGCACAAAUAGUGAAUUAACAUCAUAUGAAUAGGCCUAGGCUAUAUCAGGUGUGCAUAUGAUGAAAUAGAAUAUACAGUGAAUAGGAUAUUUCUUUUUAUAUUUAGAUUAAAGUUGUGCAUUGAAUAUACGAAAAUACUCAUAAGGAGGUUUCUGUUCUCUGAUUAUCUCCCUUGGUUUCUUACGUUUCUCUAGGAUUGUCGCCUGCCAAUAUUACAUUUGUGAACAAUAUCACGUGACCUGUGGCAUAAUUAAACAGGCAGGUGUUCGGAAGUUAACCGAGCAAGGAGCAUCUCUGUAAAACAAAAAGUAUACACUGAAGAUUUAGGAACACCCAUGAUUGCAGUUGAAAUCUUCUAUACUAUGGAUGUAGUCAUCUUCUUAGAGAAGUGUUGGUUUUUCCCUACAAAUAUUGGAUAUUUCACGAUAAACUAAACAAUGUCAAGGACACUAAAGUGUUUGUUUAGCAACUAAAUAAAAAAAGGAAUUGAACUAGAAUUUUUAACAAUAUCUUAAUGCGUGGCAGUCGAUCUUUCGUGUCGAAUCGCUUUUUCGCUAUCUUGUCGACCUUUUGAUUUUAAAUAAAAGUUUAUAGAGUGAAAGUUCCCAAUUGCAACUGUUUUAUGCUAAUAAGGAAAAGCUUAGACAAUUUGAUUCUACAGUGUUCAAAGUGCAAAACCUUUUCGAAACAUAUAGCGGGUAACUCUAUAUUUUGCAUUGUACGCCGGAUACACCAGAAAGCUAGCUAUAAAUAGGUUUCCGCCAUGAAGAAAAUCAUUCUUGUUGUCAUCUAUGUGAAACGAUGUCAUUUAAUUUCAGUAAUUACUUACAACUGACUGAAUGAUGGUCAGUCUUAACUUGUGUAAUUGUGAUUCUUUACCUGGAAGGUUGAUUACCUACUUCUAAACGUGUCAGUUUAAUCAAGCGCACCGCCCCGUUAACGGAAGCUCUGCCACGCUUCUGCUUUUAGAUGCCUGACUACAUGGCGCUGGAUUUGAUAGGUGAAAUGUUUACCAAACAUCACAGCUCAGACAGAGGCGGCGCUUCACUAAAUGGGAUUCGAAAAAAUCAACGAAGAUAUUGAGAUUAUCUUCAGUUUGUGAACACAUUUUCAGAUUUCGUUGAGGAAUUAUUAGCUAAAUUAUUAUCUUCUAUCUACUCUAGUAAUAAAAUCUCGCACAUAAAAAAAAUAUGGUUACAAUUUCUUGUUCUUUAAAAAAAGGCUUUUCUUUUACCAAUCCAUUCAAAUUAUUUCCUGAUGUGAAAGGGAAGUUAUUCUCAGUUCAUUGUGCAAGACUUUCAGAUUGAAAAGUAUGGAAACACAUUUGCGUAAUGUUUUCUCUUUGCUAUUUAAUAUAAAAGAACAUACUUGUAUGAGACAGUCAGUGAUUUCUAGCCUAUUCGCAGAGGACACAGUAUACCCAUGUGCCUAGAUUUUUUUCCUUUCUGUGGUUUUUGCAGUAUUAAAUAGUUUCUGUUCUUCUUAUUAAGUCUAUUUAAAAAGUUUGAUUCGUAUUAUGUAAUGGUGAUACAUCGGUGCAAUAAAAAGUGUGAAUUUCGUAACCUGAAAUGUAACGAAACAAUGCGUGGAGACCAAUGCUCUACAAUCUAACAGACAGAACUCUUAUGGUUAUGGACAGCGUUGGACUGUCUAAAAAUGUGACCAAUGAGAGCCAAGUUAUUAAUGUCCGGGACUGGAAAACCUUGUAUUUUGUUUUAACUCACCUUGCCCCAUUCUCUUUGGCUGUGGACCGCUACGUCACUCCCAUUUGGUGCGUCAUUGGUAUCCUUGGUAACCUGGUUUCUGCACGUAUCUGGACACUAAGAAGAAUGAGAAAGUGCAACAGUUCUGCAGCCUAUCUGGCAUCUCUGGCAGUCUCAGAUUUAAUUUUCCUUAUUUUGAUUAUAGGUAACGACUUGGAGUAUCCAUGGUUAAUUGGUGCUUUGGAUCUACAGGGCUGGUGUCAGAUUUGGAAUGUCCUCUCGAUGUCAGCGCAGUAUACAUCACUGCUUCUUGUCUUUGCCUUCACGGUGGAGCGCUUCAUCUCCGUCUGUAGACCGUUCUCUUGCGAGAAGUUUUCCAAGACCUCGCGGUCCUCCAAGAUCAUCAGCGCCAUCGUGUGCGUCUCCUUCCUUCUGGCGUCACCCCAGGCUGUCUUCUGGAACAUCAACCCCGCCACGGGGGAGUGCACCAUCUGGGCUUCGGACAGCAUCAACACGAUCUACGUCAUAUGGAACUGGACCUCCGAGCUGGUCAUGUUUGGGGUCAUCCCCAUCCUCGCCUUCAUCUUGAACGUGUGCGUCCUGCGGCAGAUCCGAACUGUCGGGAGGCUCUACGUGACCAGCGAGACACUGCACCGGCACGUGGGGGCCCGCUGCACCUCCACGACGGCGACGCUCAUGUGGAUUAGCUUUUAUCUCAUCUUCAGCAAGCUGCCAGUGACUAUCGUGUACACCAUGGAGCCCAUCGUCCAGUUCGGUGACCCGAUGACCAUCGAACAGAUGGCCGAGGACCCGGUGUGGCGAAACUACCUUUCGUACUACACCAUACGCAAGGUUAUCGUCGAGCUGGGCACCUCCCACCACGUCUGCAACGUUUUUAUUUAUGCAUCCACCAGUAAACAAUUCCGCAACCACCUCAAAUUUUUCCUGGUGAAGUUUUUCUGCUGCAAGGUGAACUCCCCUAAAAAUUCACCAUCCCAACCGGUGAGAUCUAGACAACCUUGGAUACAUCCCAAGGCGUAAAAAACUUCUUCCGCAAAAAUAUAGUCUGUAUAUACCAGAAGAGAGGUGCGGUGGCAGAGUGGUAAAAGCGCUUGGCUUCCGAACCGGGUGUCCUGGAUUCGAAUCUUGGUGAUGACUGGAAUUCUGAAUUUCGGGGAACUUUACUUUAUAUACCAAAAGGGAUUUAAUCACAAUUCUAACCUAAAGCCAUGGAUACUAUAUGGAUGAUGUGUAUGCAUGAAUGACUGCGUUGCAAGCGACUUCGUGUAAAUUAUAGGUUUUCAUUUAUAUUAGAUUACAUGUGCUCCGCGAGUCUGAUCGAACUUUUGCAGGGAGGUAACUUUGUGUAAUGUAUUUCAUGAAUUGCUUUAUAUAUAUAUAUAAAGAUAUAAUAGUUACCUUUCUUGUUUCGACAAUAAACUGUGUGAUUUGAAAUUGUUCCGACAUACACUAUUUUCUUUAUUUAAUAGUAAUGGCAUCUGUGUACUACAAGAGCGACAGACAGACAGUCAGAAAACGAGAUUAUAUACAGUCGUCAAUGACAUGUAAAUCUUAUAUUGUAUGUGCAAGUAUGAAAGUGAUAGAGCAAAAAAAAGUUAAGGGAGGGGGUCAGAGUGGUAUGCCCUUGGCAUUUUACGUUUCGAAGGAAGAUAUUUUCUCUUUGCAGACGACAGAGCUCAAUCCUUGACACACAUCAACAGUCACGUGUUAUUUGUCAUCACCUGACGCUGCAGCGGAGAGGCUUGCAAAAUCACUAAAUAUUCGAAGCAAAAUAUAUACAAGUGGGUGGGAGAGAGUUGGCUGAGAAUCACCUAUGUCUCCCGAUAUCAAUGCAACUCAUCCUCAGCUUCAGGGGCGGACUGUGUGUCAAAAUCGGCCCAGACAUUUCUUUUCCAUCCUGAUCAUAACUUCUGGACAUCCCAUAGUAGUUCUAUAAUAAUAAUUAAUACAAAUUUUAUUUAUAAAGCGCUGUUAACAAACAAAAUGUAGGCUCAAGGCGCUGUAAUAACAUCACAAACACAGACAGUGGUAUAGCAUGUUGUCUGUCUGAGAUCAAUGGGGAGUGAGUUCCAAACCUUUGGCCCGUGCACUGAAAAAGCCCGCAGACCGUAGCUUUUGAGGGAGAAACGUGGCACCACUAAAAGCGUUGAGUCCAUUGAGCGCAGGGCUCUCUGGGGGACAUAUGGAGUAAUCCGUUCUCUAAGGUACAGGGGCAUCUCAUUGUUAUAUAUACACUGAUGACAAAGUGUGUCUAUCUGUCUUCAAAAUCAAUAUGUUAAGUUUGAUAAUAUAUCGAUAACUGUACACAUAAGAAAAAUAAGCUUUAUAUUGCUUUUAAUCGCGA